This is a messenger RNA of Echinostoma caproni, 1302 nucleotides long. The record is from the annotation of a GenBank genome assembly. NCBI's taxonomy places the organism in Eukaryota, Metazoa, Platyhelminthes, Trematoda, Plagiorchiida, Echinostomatidae.
AUGUUGACAGACGGUGUUGAAGAGCGAGUCAUCAACGAGGAGUAUAAAAUAUGGAAAAAGAAUACUCCUUUCCUCUACGACAUGGUUAUGACUCAUGCUCUGGAAUGGCCAAGUUUGACGGCCCAGUGGUUGCCGGAGGUUACUCGCUCCGAAGGCAAAGAUUAUUCCGUACACCGCUUGAUCUUGGGCACGCAUACUUCCGAUGAACAAAAUCAUUUGCUCAUUGCCAGUGUACUCAUCCCCAACGACAAUGCCCAGUUCGAUCCAAAUAACUACGAUACAGAAAGAGGUGAAUUUGGUGGAUUUGGUGCUGUUACUGGUAAAAUCGAAAUUAACAUAAAAAUCAAUCAUGAGGGUGAAGUGAAUCGAGCUCGUUAUAUGCCUCAAAAUCCUUGUGUUAUCGCCACAAAGACACCGAAUUGUGAUGUUUUGGUGUUUGACUACACGAAGCAUCCGAGCAAACCAGAUCCAUCUGGUUCGUGUCGACCAGAACUCCGAUUACGCGGUCAUCAAAAAGAAGGGUACGGAUUGUCGUGGAAUCCGAAUCUGAAUGGUUAUUUGCUGUCGGCUUCAGAUGAUCACACCAUUUGCAUGUGGGAUAUCAACGCCACUCCAAAAGAGGGACGCAUCAUCGACGCACAGACCAUCUUCACCGGGCACACAAGUGUGGUCGAAGACGUGAGCUGGCAUCCACUGCAUGAGUCCAUUUUUGGUUCCGUUGCGGAUGACAAGAAGCUGAUGAUUUGGGACACGCGAAGUGGCUGCACUACGCGACCUAGUCACACAGUCGAAUCGCAUUUGGCCGAGGUCAACUGUCUAUCGUUCAACCCGUUUAGUGAAUAUAUACUGGCCACCGGUAGUGCCGACCGUACCGUGGCAUUGUGGGAUCUUCGCAGUCUGCAAAUGAAUCAGCUGUACGUGUUUUCGACCUUUUUUGACGUUUUUUCCAUUUGUCAAAUACCCUGUUUUGUGAAUUCUCAUUCCGCUCAGGUUCAAUGGUCACCUCAUCACGAAACCAUCCUAGCCAGUUCGGGAACCGAUCGACGUCUACACGUGUGGGAUUUGAGCAAAAUCGGUGAAGAACAGUCUGCGGAAGAUGCGGAAGACGGACCACCGGAGCUCCUCUUUAUUCACGGUGGUCAUACCGCAAAAAUCUCUGAUUUCUCAUGGAAUCCAAAUGACGCCUGGGUCAUAUGUUCUGUAUCCGAGGACAAUAUCCUGCAAGUAUGGCAAAUGGUAAGCGACGGGUUGUACUGCAGUGAUACCCCCCUCACUUCUGCAUUAACGUCUGGACAUUAUUAG